CCAUUAUAGGUUCAGUGUGUUUCGACUGUCACUUGUUGGUCUGAACGCCUCACUGACGAUUGACAGACUCGUACGCUACACGUGAUGGUCGGUGCGCGUCACCGAAGCGCUGUCGCUCGCCUGGAGACCGGAGCGGGGCUGACUGACACGGUGUGUGUGUGUAGCAGGCUACUGUAAAUAAAGAAUACAAACCCAACAAAACUAGCAGGGAACAAAUAAGCAAGCCAGGCAGCAUCGGGUUAAGUGCCAGUAGUUGCUCUCAUUCAUUCGUCGAGCUAGUCUGUUAGGGUGUUUUCAGUCCUUUUGUUUCUGAUUUGAGCGUGCCAAGUAAAAAGGAAAGCUAAACAUGGCUGGUUUAAUGGUCGGUUUUGGUCACUACACCCACGCCGUCGUCCGGGGAAUCCCGGCGUCCCUGGCCAAAGAAGCGCUCCGGAGCAGCCAGUCGGAGGUGGACGUGGUCAACGCGCGGAGGGAGCACGAGGCGUACGUCGAGGUCCUGGGGACGAGGCUCGGGCUGGAGGUGGUCGAGCUCCCCGCGGACGAGUCGCUCCCGGACUGCGUGUUCGUGGAGGACGCGGCCGUGGUGUGCGGUGACACGGCGCUCAUCACCAGACCCGGGGCUGAGAGCAGGAGGAGAGAGACGGAAGCAAUGAAAGGAGCUCUGAAGGAUUUGAAUCUGAACAUUGUGGAAAUGACUGACGAGAACGCCACACUGGAUGGAGGAGAUGUGCUUUUUACAGGUCGAGAGUUCUUCGUGGGCCUUUCCAAACGGACAAAUCAGAGAGGAGCAGAGAUCCUAGCAGAUGCUUUUAAGGACUACGCUGUGUCGACCGUGCCUGUGCUGGAAGGGUUGCACCUGAAAAGCUUCUGCAGUAUGGGAGGACCCGGCCUUAUUGUCAUCGGCUCCAGUGAACCAGCACAGAAAGCCCUCAAAAUCAUGCAGCAAAUGAGUGACCAUCGCUAUGACAAACUGACGGUGCCUGAUGACCUCGCUGCCAACUGCAUCUACAUGAACCUACCUAAUAAGGGACAUGUGCUUCUGCACCCCACAGCAGAGGAGUUUCCGGAGAGUGCGAAGGUGUUCGAGAAGUUAAAGGACCACAUGCUGAUCCCCGUGUCCAACAUGGAGAAGGUCAAAGUGGAUGGAGCUCUCACAUGCUGUUCUGUACUUAUCAACAAGAAGGCCAACAUCUGAGCGCGCUCACCAGGGGGUCUCUCAGUGCAUGGUAACCUAGCGGAGCCUGUAACCGGUCACCAAGGAUCCUGAGGUUUAGCAAAACUAUCUUGGUACUUAGAGGAAGGAUAGGCAAGUUUGUUGUUGCUGAGGGACAAAGAAAUAUAAAUUGGAGCAAGUCAUCUGCCACCCCCCCAAACACUUAAAUUACAUUAAACAUUCUUAAAAAGUGUGUGAAUAAUUCAGUUGACAUUAAACUCAAUUAGUGUUAAGUUAUCAUUGUCUCUGUAAGAAUAAGGAUAUUACUAGAAAUUGAUUUGGAUAUAUUCUAACAUUUCAUCAAAGCUGAAUACAAGAGAAGAACAAGAACAAGCUAGUCGGUUAGAAAAUGGGUCAUAAAUUCUCCCCAUGUUAAGCCAUAUAUGUUUUUGACAGUAUUUGCAACUAUUUACAAACUAUUACAAUUUGAAUUAAUCUGAUCCUGGAUCAGAAGAGUAGUAGACUACUGUAUGUACAAUGUUGAGCACCCCCCUUUGAACCUGCAGAGUCCCCUACUGUUUUAUACUGUUCACAUGCACCAUUUUACUGUGAUUUAAUUGUGUGUGUGUGUGUGUGUGUGUGUGUGUGUUUGGUUAUAUAAUGCAAUUGGGAUUCAGUUUGUAAUUAUUAUUUUUUCAAGAACUGUAUUUUUGAGCAAGAUGGAGAAAAUAAAUCCUGCUAUUGCUGUAAUAUGUUAAAUUACUGCUGUUUUUUGUUUGUUUUUUUACAGUUGGUGCUGAGUAAAUUUCACAACCGUAUAGUAUCACAUAACACAAUUCUGUAUUUUAUAAAAUGCAUGGCCAUUUAUCUAUUAAAUUUUAAUUUAUCAUAUUGAAAAUACAGUUCUUGAAAAGCCUUCUGGAGAUAUGAGCUUUCUGUAUGUAUCACAGUAUUAUGAUGAUUUUAUGAUUGACAUGAGUUCUGCCAUUGAGGCCUGAGGUUCCAUCUUACUUUUCAUGACUAUUAUUUACUAAUCAUCGGUAUUGAUAGUAUUCUACUGAAGAUGAUUUUUGACAGAUCUCAAUAAUUGCCACCAGCUAGAGAAGAUAAUAGUAGCCUGUUAAUGUAUUACAGGACAAUCUGCUGCCAUUUUGUUAAGCAAGUUUGGCAUCCCUCCUGGUGAGCCUUUGUUCAGAUUCACGUGGGGAUGCAAAUUUACUUAUCUGUGCCAACCAUGCAGAGAACAGAUAAAAGCUGUCUGUGUGGGAAAUGUAUGUUUUCAUUAUUAUAAGAUUAACUAAGCUUUCAUUUAUUCCAACAUAACACCUCUGCUCCUCUUAAUGUACACUGUUUAAACCAAUGAAUCUCUCCUGCUAAAUGAUUCUGAAGGCACUAGUUUUCUCACUCCAUUGGUGAUGCCUCUGUUGUUGAUUACACUGGUUCUUUUGUUUUCCUGUCUGUCAGUUUUUACUUAAAAAGUGACUCCGAGCAUGCUGUGAAACUGAUGUCUGUUCCACUAAAUCACAUAGCACCAAAUGUGACUGCAGUGAGAGGGUUUUCACUAAGCAUGCAGAACAAGCUUACUGUUUGGUGUGUUUCCAUGUGGGUUCACCAUGGUAGCUGCAAACAGGAGUUUAAAGGAUGUUGAUGAGCUCUGUUUUGGUGGCCUUAUCUCUGUUGAUGCUAAAUUCAUGUUUGAGGACUGUAGAUAUGGCAGCAUAGUGUAUGUAAACAUGUAUACUGUACAUACACUAAAUACUGUACAUGUUAAAGCCCAUCACAUGUGAAACCAUGUAUUUUCUCAAUGUGAUUGUAAGUGAAAGUUGAGGAAAUGACAUCAGGAGGUGAUUCAACCUCCCUCGGUUGACGUUUUUGUAUGGGCAAGUGGGCAGUGAUGAAACAUGGAAAGAAUUCCUGUUGGGAGGAGAGGCUUGUACACCAGUAAACACUGACUCUCUUAAACGUUCUCUGUCUUUCUGUCUCACUCUGAACACUCGCUCUCUCCCACCCUCUGCUAUAGACGAUCUGGGCUAAUUUAUGGCCAUGAUAUCAUACAGUCUGGCGAACACUAUAGAUGUGAUGGACUGCCGUUAAAGUGUGACAGUAGUAGUAUAUUUUACAGAGGCUGCUGGCUGGAUGCAGGGUGAUAGCAUAGUUGCAGAGCAUCCAGUUCUGAUUCUCAUGCACUUACUUCUGAAGGCUAAGCCAGGCAGGAGCAGUCAUACAUUAGUAUAAUGUCAACCAGGGUUCAAAAUUAGGACCAUUUACCAGCCAAAUGCAGGUAAAAUAUGCAAGUGGCUGGUAGAUUUCUAGAGAUCUAUUAUAGGGUUGGGCGUUGUUUUGAUUUUAACACUUCUGAUUCCAAUUAUGGAUUCUUCCUUUUUGAUUCCAGUUCUUAUCAAUUCUAGAUUCUGAUUAUUGGAGGGGUGGAGCUGAAACAGGUCAAAUGCUUAUUUCACAGAUAAGAGGAUAAUAGGAAAACUUUAUUUCAAUUCAAUGGUGAUUUACAGUUUUAUCGGGCCUUUUUAAUGUAAAAUAAAGCCACGCCGCUUACUGUUCUCCUGCUGCAACAUAACAAGCGCCUGGAAGUAUGGUGGUUGUCGCUAUGGAAAUCAAAACUUGCGCGUGUAAAAUUUGGAACCGAUGCUCAGAUUCGAACCAAAUUUUCCAAACGAUUCCAAUAAAAAAACGAUUCCAUUGAAAUCAUAAUUUUUUAAACAAUUCCAAGUUGGAACAGGUUCUCUAUGCCCAAUCCUAGUAAUCUAUUGAGUGUUUGGUAAAAUUUGAACAAUCACUAGCCAUUUGGCUGGUAUAUAGGAAAGUUAAUUUUGAACCCUGAGUGUCAACCAUUAGAUUUUGUAUUGCUCCAAAUCACCCAUUGGUUGUACAGCUCUGGGGCACUAUAACCUUUUCCUAUUGCUGAUUUAAAAUCUAAACCUUUAAUACAAGGCAAGGCCAUCUGUGAGUAACUGCUCCUAAAAAGGUGUGCUGGCUUUAUCCUGUUACUAAUCCCCUCACUAAUCACAGUAGUCAUGAUGUGUUUGCCCUUGUUCCAACUGAGGUCUCUUAAAUUUCAUACAAGUUGUGAGUGAUAAUUAUUUGAGUCAUAAAUUGAGCCUUUCGUCUACUUUGUGUAAUAAAUUAACCUUGCAUUCA
Perca flavescens (yellow perch) is the source of this 4309-nucleotide messenger RNA. RefSeq names its product dimethylarginine dimethylaminohydrolase 1 (gene ddah1). Lineage: Eukaryota; Metazoa; Chordata; Actinopteri; Perciformes; Percidae. The record is from RefSeq and is a predicted model, not a curated record. Gene Ontology annotation, cellular component: mitochondrion. Gene Ontology annotation, molecular function: dimethylargininase activity; amino acid binding. Bases 347 to 1195 code for a protein of 282 amino acids. The transcript is spliced from 6 exons. Gene Ontology annotation, biological process: positive regulation of nitric oxide biosynthetic process; arginine metabolic process.